GACUGUCUUACCAAGACGGACUGCCUUCCAAGACGGACUGCCUUACCAAGACGAGACUGCCUUACCAGACGGACUGCCUUACCAAGACGGACUGCCUUACCAAGACGGACUGCCGUAUCAAGACGGACUGCCUUACCAAGACGGACUGCCUUACCAAGACGGACUGCCUUUCCAAGACGGACUGCCUUACCAAGACGGACUGCCUUACCAAGACGGACUGCCUUACCAAGACGGACUACCUUACCAAGACGGACUGCCUUACCAAGACGGACUGCCUUUCCAAGUCGGACUGCCUUUCCAAGACUAACUGCCUUAGCAAGACGGACUGCCUUACCAAGACGGACUGCCUUACCAAGAGGGACUGCCUUAUCAAGACGGACUGCCUUACCAAGACGGACUGCCUUACCAAGACGGACUGCCUUAUCAAGACGGACUGCCUUACCAAGACGGACUGCCUUACCAAGACGGCCUGCCUUACCAAGACGGACUGCCUUAGCAAGACGGACUGCCUUACCAAGACGGACUGCCUUACCAAGAGGGACUCCCUUAUCAAGAGGGACUGCCUUACCAAGACGCACUGCCUUACCAAGACGGACUGCCUUACCAAGACGGACUUCCCUACCAAGACAGACUGCCUUACCAAGACGGACUGCCUUACCAAGAGGGACUGCCUUAUCAAGAGGGACUGCCUUACCAAGACGCACUGCCUUACCAAGACGGACUGCCUUACCAAGACGGACUUCCCUACCAAGACGGACUGCCUUACCAAGACGGACUGCCUUACCAAGAUGGACUGCCUUACCAAGACUGACUACGGACUGCCUUCCAAGACGGACUGCCUUACCAAGACGGACUGCCUUACCAAGACGGACUGCCUUACCAAGACGGACUGCCUUACCAAGACGGACUGCCUUUCCAAGACGGACUGCCUUACCAAGACGGACUGCCUUACCAAGACGGACUGCCUUACCAAGACGGACUGCCUUACCAAGACGGACUGCCUUUCCAAGACGGACUGCCUUACCAAGACGGACUGCCUUUCCAAGACGGACUGCCUUACCAAGACGGACUUCCUUACCAAGACGGACUGCCUUACCAAGACGGACUGCCUUACCAAGACGGACUGCCUUACCAAGACGGACUGCCUUACCAAGACGGACUGCCUUUCCAAGACGGACUGCCUUUCCAAGACGGACUGCCUUAGCAAGACGGACUGCCUUACCAAGACGGACUACCUUACCAAGACGGACUGCCUUAUCAAGACGGACUGCCUUCCCAAGACGGACUGCCUUAUCAAGACGGACUGCCUUACCAAGACGGACUGCCUUACCAAGACGGACUGCCUUACCAAGACGGACUGCCUUACCAAGACGGACUGCCUUUCCAAGACGGACUGCCUUACCAAGACGGACUGCCUUACCAAGACGGACUGCCUUACCAAGACGGACUGCCUUACCAAGACGGACUGCCUUACCAAGACGGACUGCCUUACCAAGACGGACUGCCUUACCAAGACGGACUGCCUUACCAAGACGGACUGCCUUACCAAGACGGACUGCCUUACCAAGACGGACUGCCUUACCAAGACGGACUGCCUUAUCAAGAGGGACUGCCUUACCAAGACGGACUGCCUUACCAAGACGGACUGCCUUACCAAGACGGACUGCCUUACCAAGACGGACUGCCUUACCAAGACGGACUGCCUUACCAAGACGGACUGCCUUACCAAGACUGACUGCCUUUCCAAGACGGACUGCCUUUCCAAGACGGACUGCCUUUCCAAGACGGAUUGCCUUACCAAGACGGACUGCCUUUCCAAGACGGACUGCCUUACCAAGACGGACUGCCUUUCCAAGACGGACUGCCUUACAAGACGGACUGCCUUACCAAGACGGACUGCCUUCCAAGACGGACUGCCUUACCAAGACGGACUGCCUUAUUAA
Messenger RNA from Closterium sp. Naga37s-1, 1943 nucleotides. The record is from the annotation of a GenBank genome assembly. Lineage: Eukaryota; Viridiplantae; Streptophyta; Zygnematophyceae; Desmidiales; Closteriaceae.